CUGACCAGUGGAUAGUGGUGCCGAUGUAUAUGUUGAAAGUGUUUACUCACUUGUGACGUUUCACUAAGUCUUCUUUGUGCAUUUCAAUAGAAUUUUUGUACAGCAGCGGAGAGACUACAAUACAACCUAUCGUACCAUAAGACCAACGGGAGAGAGCUCGUGGUUGGACUUGCCUUAUCUAAUAUUGUCGCGUCAAUCCGAUCCUGCACAUUCGCAUACCGUAACCGUACAGUGUGUGUUAUCGGUUCUCGGCUUGGUUAUGAUAUGGAAUGUAGGUGUAGAUAUAGCAUGCACGGGUACUGAUUGCUGCAUUAUUACACAGGCCAGGGUGCUCUGAAUACAGGUGGAAUUUGAACUCAAAGUCGUUUGGCGUCCGUAGAGAGUCCGGCAAUACGUACGUGCAUCUGCCGUUUCAUGCCAGAUGGCAACGCAAGUGGACUCUCCAGUUAGGAUGGCAUGGGAAGAACUAGGCAGCGGCAAGCCCGCUGCAAAGGUGAUGUUGUGGUCUGCUCCUCGCUCCCUUUCCACAGUUUUUGAAAGGUCCAUCAUCGCUUUGGGAACUUCUGAUGUUUACAAUGAGAUGUACACAGCAGCUUAUCUCUUUGGGCCGGAGCGACUUUGGCUUAAGAGACUUCCAUCGCUCGCCCCGACCCUAUCCCACGCCAAAGUGACCAAGAAACUCAACCAGGCAGCUCAGAAAACCCAGAACGCAAGUGUCCACUUUGCCAAAGAUUUUGCCUUUGCAGUACAGGGCCAUUUCGACGAACUGCCCGAGGACUUCGUUCACACAUUUCUUAUACGAAACCCAGUGAAGGUGUUCACCUCCUUAAAACCGAGACUAGAGGCGUCACGAUUGUCCAAGAUGGUCGUUGGCACAAGCAUACUCGGCUGUAUACCGGCCGAAGGGUACACCAUUAAGGAACUUUAUGAUCUCUUCGAGUACAUGGAACACAAGACCAGGAAAACGCCGAUAGUUAUCGAUGCGGACGACCUUCUAAACGAUCCUGAGGGGAUGAUGCAGCAGUACUGCUCGGCGACCGGCAUCCCCUACGACGAGAAAAUGAUGCAGUGGAAGCCGGCGAAGCCCUCGGAACUCAGGUGGCAUUGCCCCCGGGUGCUGCGGGCGUCCAAUCUGUUCAUGGGUUGGUACGACGCCGCACUCAGCAGCUCUGGAUUUCGGAAGCCAACGCCAAAGAAAAUCGACGUAAAUGACCUGCCUGCCGAACUUCGAGAAGCCAUUGAGUUCACUAGUCCAUACUACCAAGCAAUGUACAAGAUGAGACUUCGCCCGGACAAUUACAAGCAAGGGUCCACGGACUGAGAAGUAAGUUUUGCUGGUGGGCGCAUGAUUGCAUGCAUUAUGAUGAGUGUUUCAAUUCGGCCGGAAUUAAGUGUUUGGCGAGUUCAUUCGUCUCUCAAACUGAGUCGGUGCAAUCAAUCCCGAUAGCAUUACAUUUAAUUGUCAAGCUUUUUUGUUAUUUAUGACUGAAUAGUUAUUGUAGAAUUGGAAAGAGUUCCAUAUACAGACAACACUUAUUUCCCUCAAAAAUAAUAUUAGAACAACCAUCAAAAUUCACAUGUCAUAGAGAGUAAAAUUUAGCUGAGAAACUUCUGAAGCAUCUACUCAUAUGAAAAACCUUAAGUAUUUUCUAUUCUAAGUCCCAUAGGUUUGUGCACAGGGCCUCAAAUGUUGUCCGUCCGUUGUCUCUUUCCCUAUUGUCGUUUCUUAAUUCGAAAUUAAAUAUCUUUUGUGUACAGUGCGAAGGUUUUACGUUAUUGUGUCAGUAUUACGGUAUAAUUAUUAAAGAUGAGUAUAGCUGUAAACUGCUUUAUUCAAAUCAGUGAACGGCGCUCUUUUUGUGAAAAAUGUUAGUGAAGAGAAGAUGAAUUAUACCGUAUUAUCUUAAUUCCUCACAGAGUAACAUAACUAUAUAUUUCUUUACUACUGAUUCUGCUAAAGUUUAAUUCUAAAAAGUAGUAUGGGUGAUAUCAAGAAAUGCUAUUAAAAUGGACGAGCUUCGCACGCGAAGAGAUUCAGUCACUGCGUCAGAUCAUGGUGCGCUCCCACAUAACAGGUCAACAAUCCCCCGUCCUGUCCAAGGGCGCCGACCUGCAAAGUUCUUUCACAAAACUGCCCAUUGUGGGCAGCGAAAUACUACGAUCAGUGGUAAUAAAUGUACAGCAUAUCCCGUUCACACUGCGGCGGGAUCUCUUGACCCCAGGUCAUCAAGCAAACAAAUUCCAUCAAUGAAAACUCGAAGAAAUGAAAUCAUAUGCGUCACAGAAAAAUUGGGUGCAUGGUGACCAGCGCCCUUGGAAUGAAAGCUGGGUACAGGCAAAAUCGCAUGUAGCCCCUCUCAGUUGCAAUUAUAGCAAUGUUAAAGCCGAUGGGCAAUUUCAUGAAUUUCACGUUGACGUCACGUGAUCAUGUGCAGACACUCAUGCUUCUCUGGCGAAGGGGGCUUUUUUGACUUGGCUUUUCAACCAGUUCCCAAUUUUAAAGUCCCCAUGUUGAAUGUCGUCAAGACUCAUGAGAAUCACAUGAAUAGACGUGGUGGUGUACCUGAAACUUUAAGUGACCUUUCAUAUCAAUUUGUUCAAGCAUCUUGAUGAGAUAGCAAUAUCAGGGGUAUAAAAGUCUACUGCUCUGACAAUGGGCAUCAAGUCAAGGAAAAUCGUUUGAAAAUCCAACCACAAAUAAGGCCGAGGUUGGAUUCUGUCAAGGCAAAACGGGCCCGUAGAGGUUAUUUAUGGGUACAGAGACUGAACUGUGAUCCUUAUUUGUAAUUAAAUGUAAUUUAUGCUGUCAAUCUAGAAAGAAGGUGCAUCGGUACAUUGAUUCAAACGAAAGGUUAAUUUGCCCGUCGUUCGAGUCAACAGGCUACAAUGCAACCAGCACUUGUUAUGUAGGUCCAGAAAGACGUGUUUUAUUUAUGUGUUGCUGAAGUGUGAGUUCUUUGAUUAAAGUACCAGCAAGAAAGCCAACAAUUAUCUGAUGGCCUGUCUAGAACAGAUGGAGAUAUGAACAUGUACUGUUAAUGUACAUUUAUUUACUGCGGUACGCUUUGAGCAGUCCAACGCUUUUAGGAACACACAUGUAACAGAUCAAUGGUCCUCGUCAAAAUUACAUUGAAGUUCAGCCGUGCGCAAAAUAAACAAAAAUAAAACAUCCCCUCAAAUUUGUCGCCUGCCAGGUCACAACGUUAUCAAAGCCAAAGUUAGUUUGAUUUGAAGCUGUUUUGAAGGGCCUGACUGCUAAAAGUGCAAAGAUCACCGGGACGGGGAUUGCCGCGCCAUUGCUGGUAACUUGGCUACCUUGAACGGACUCAAGGGAAGUUGAUGGAGUCGGUUACCAUAGGUAGUAGUAAAAUGUACAUGCACGUGCUCUUUGGCUGUAGUUUAAUCUGGUACCCUUGCACCUUGUCAUUCUCCGAGUCUUGUAAACGGAACUGGGAAAAUUCAAAAUGAAAAUGGCACAAGUUUAGACCCAUGUAAGGUUCGCGUACGGUGGGGCACUGUACGUGUACACUGCGUGUAAUGGCAUUAGCACUGUAUUUUAAAUGCUUCUCAAGCUCGCGAUGAAAUACACGUAUGCUGUGCUGUGGACGCCACAAGCAAUCAUAAGCGGGUGCGGGAAUUUCCCACUGACGUUUUCAAGUGUUUGCUUGACGUGAGCGUCCUCCCUCGUGGCAGACCAAAAAGCUAACAGGAAACUUCAUUAAACAAGGUGGGCGAAGGAACUGUCUCCCAGCGUUUAAUGUAUCAGCCAUUGGAAACUCUAGUGGAGACUGUUGCAGAUGUUUAUCAUUCAAAACAAGUCGCAAUUUGAAGUCUGAAUUACAACUGUCUUCAUUCGCAUUGGCCAUACACAGGGAAACAUCUCAAAGUUCCUGAUGUAAUGUUUUUCGGCUGCCAUUGCUUCAGAAAGUCAUCUGAUAAGAGGACGUUUGAUGGAAAUAAAUUAUUCGCUCAUAAGGUCGUAGGGCAGGGAAUUUAGGCGAUUGUAUCACGCCGGUGUCGUACAAACAAUAUAAACACUUGCUCUCAUGCCGCAUACCUAUGACACUAAUUUUCCGUUUCCCGUCAUUGCUCAACUACUGCCGGUGCAACUUCCCACAGUCCCGUUCUGCGCAAGCACCUCGGUAUUGUUCGAUCUGUCUGACAUUUUUCUUUAACCUUAUUGAGCAUCUGGAACCCCUUCAUGCAGGGUUAUCGGCUCCUCUUUGUUGUGCACAGUUGAAGUUUGUUUGCCUUGUAUUAUCACGUCCGUCAUUUUCACAAUAACAAAAGGAUAAGACCAUUACUUAUUCACUUCUUGGGUAUUUCUCUCUGAGAACCAGUUAUGUAGACAAUUGUAAUGUACAUGUAUGACUCAACCCCAUUAGCCAUUAUAACAAAACUACCCAUCUUUUGUAGUCCUCAACUGGUUCCCGGCCAAUCCUGGCCAGAUUGUAUGAUAGUUUAUUCCUUUUGUAUAUUGAAUCGCUUACGUGCAAAUGAUUCCUUUAACUUAAAUUAUGUGAAAUGUCAAAACUGCAUCACAACUGUACGUAACAAUUACUGAAUCGGUGCACUUGAGGGUAGUAAAUAAAUCGAGGACAAAAUGUUCAGUUCAUCGUCGGCAGGUGCCAGAUUCUCCUCUUGUAAGGCUGGUGUGCAAAGGCACAAAGCGCGUGCGUUUUUGCAUGCAUGUUUCUGCUGCCCUGACACGGUAUUAGGCUACUAGGCAUAUAUGUUGAACUCACUGAGUACAUGUAAUAGGCAUAUUCCUUGUAUUGGUGUAUCAUGUUGAGGAUACACGGUGCUUGCUCUUUGCAAAUGUUUCAUGUUUUAACAGGGUUAUACGAAUAGCAGAGUACGUGUAAUGUUUUUCUACGUCAGGUUAUGUUUACAGGCGCACAAUUGCAAGUAAAUGUAGUGAAUGUGUAUGUUCUUUUUCGAGCUUCACAGAAUUGCGCUAGAUAUAUAGGCCAUUGAGUUAUGACAUUUUCAAAUCUGAAUAUUGAAUGAAUGGCCUUUAUCGCUAGAGUUUUGGUAAUGCUAGUGUGUCGAAGACGUGCAGUAAAAAAUAUGAAUAAAUUGCCGUUCGAAAGAAUUCAGGAUAUGGCGAAUGCCACUGACUUCACUUGGUACCGACUGUCAUUUUCCAUGUUGAAGAAAUUUCUAUCAGUGUAUUUUCUUGUAAAAGUACGGUUUUGGUGUAUUUCCUUCCAAAUCGAUGUUAAUGCAAACGAAUGAGAGGUACUUGUACCUAAUAAUGCACUCUAUGUAAUGCACAUGUACUACUGACCGAAGUUCGACCGUUUAGUGAUGACAUUUCCGGAUUGGAAACUGAAUUAAUGGUCCAUAAUUUUCAGCAUUUUUUCACGUAAUAAAUUACGUUUUCUAUUGUGUAGUGCGUGUAUUAAGUGUGUGCUUGUUUAAUUAAAUUUAGAUUCCGUAGCAUGUGUAAACAAAGGGGGAGCGCAUUAUGUUAAAUAAUAAAAAGUACUGUACGUUUUGUUGUAUACAUGUUAUAGUUUCCUAUGGUUGAGUGCGCAUGGCGGACAUAUAUAAAGUCAAGAACUUUGCUUAAAAAUGAUGGAGUGAAAAAUAGAGGUGGCACUCUGUUAUCAUUGAAUAAAAUUGGAAAUGAAGAAGAAAUCGG
Molecule: messenger RNA, 5647 nt
Organism: Acanthaster planci (crown-of-thorns starfish)
Lineage: Eukaryota; Metazoa; Echinodermata; Asteroidea; Valvatida; Acanthasteridae
Source: RefSeq, a predicted model, not a curated record